AUGAUGGAUCUGAAGGAAUGGUCGUCUUCAGAGCUGAAGGAGAACAAGAAAUGUUGCGCUGAUUGCAAAACGACCAGGACCCCACUGUGGAGAGGAGGACCAGCUGGACCCAAGGCCCAACAACACCCAUUCCUAUUUCAUUUUUCCAUUUCCCCACCGUGUGGGCUAUGGGCUGAAUUAUUGAUUUAUUUAUUUGUUGUUGAUGCAGACGCUGUGCAACGCUUGUGGAAUCAGGUACCGGAAGAGAAGGAGUUGUUCCAGGAAGAGAGAGGAGGUGGUGGUGUUGCAGCAGCGGACAUCAUCCUCUGUUGUGAAGAAACAGAGGUGGAAGAUGUUGGGAGAAGAGGAACAAGCGGCUGUGUGUUUGAUGGCCUUGUCCUGUGGUUUUGCUUUCGCUUGAACUCCAAUCAUUCCUUCACUUACCACAUUCCAGGCUCCAUGAUUUUUUCAUUAUUACAUCUACCUAGAUGUAGAAUACCAAGAUUAACUAAUUAUUGGGGAGAAACCUUCCACAGUUUCAGCACGACUUGUGGAAACAAUUCUAGCAUAAGGCCGAUUGGUUAUAGAAUUUAUGGUCUUCAGGGAGAACAGAGAAAGAAAUGGACAAGACCUAUAACUACAAAUGCAGAAGGCAAGGGGAACAUCAAAUCAAAAAGUAUCAAGCAAAAAAUUUUGAGUGAAACCAUUUUAGCAGGUGCUACAGUAGGUGUAAAUAAAACACAGCUAGAUCAAUUCCAGGAAAAUCAGUAUUGUGACAUACAACAAGAGAUUGCCCAGAAUAAAGACUUGUCUAGCUUAGUUACUGUUAUUGUUUUUGACAUCGAGACCACAGGGCUUAGCAGAGAGAAUGAAAGGAUCAUUGAAAUUGCACUUCGAGAUCUUCAGGGUGGUGAGAACAGCACAUUUCAGACUCUUGUCAACCCUCAAUGCAAAGUUCCUAAUUCACGUAUUCAUGGCAUUACUACUCAGAUGGUCAAUAAACCUGAUGUUCCAAGGAUGGAGGACCUAAUUCCUAUCUUAUUGCAAUAUGUCCGAAGUCGUGAGAAACCUGGGGGACAUGUGUUAUUGGUUGCUCAUAAUGCUCGUUGUUUUGAUGUCCCCUUCAUCAUGAAUGAGUUACGACGUCAUUCUAUGAAGAUGCCUCCUAAUUGGUUGUUUUUAGACUCCCUGGCUUUAGGACGUGAACUACUGAAAUCUGGAGAAACUGAACUUUCUUCAACUUCCCUUGCUGCCCUUCGUGACCUCUACGGAAUUAAAGUGGAUGGAUCAGCUCACAGAGCUAUGGUAGAUGUGAACACAUUGUCCUUGAUUCUUCCUAGGUUGACAUGUGAUCUGAAAUUGACUCUAUCUGAUCUUGUAAAAAAAUCAUUCAAAGAAUCAGAUAUUAUCAACUCCAAGAAGAAGAAGAAUUUAGACUAG
Molecule: messenger RNA, 1419 nt
Organism: Sphenostylis stenocarpa
Lineage: Eukaryota; Viridiplantae; Streptophyta; Magnoliopsida; Fabales; Fabaceae
Source: the annotation of a GenBank genome assembly